CCGUGGACAGCACAGGCCCCUUCUCCAGGACCCUGCAGCUACCGAGAGGACGCCUCAGGCUUCGGAGAUCCCAUCAGCACCGCGGACAGCGCCCGGGCCCUCGCUGUCCUCGGCCAGCCAACUCGCUCUUCCAGUCAGUACCGCGGACAGCCCCCCUGGACCAGCCCUGAGUCAGCCUAGGAGUGGUCAGCAGCUGGUGAAGAUGGCCACUGAGGUCCACAAUCUUCAGGAGCUCCGGCGAAGUGCUUCAUUGGCCACCAAGGUCUUUAUCCAGAGAGACUACAGCGAUGGCACCAUCUGUCAGUUCCAGACCAAAUUCCCACCAGAGCUGGAUAGCCGGAUUGAGCGGCAGCUCUUUGAGGAGACCGUGAAGACCCUCAAUGGUUUUUAUGCGGACGCUGAGAAGAUAGGGGGCAGCUCCUACCUAGAGGGCUGCCUGGCCUGUGCCACAGCCUACUUCAUCUUCCUCUGCAUGGAGACCCACUACGAAAAGGUUCUCAGGAAGAUUUCCCGUUAUAUCCAGGAACAGAAUGAGAAGGUCUUUGCUCCUCGAGGCCUUCUGCUCACAGACCCCGUGGAACGUGGCAUGAGGGUUAUCGAGAUCUCCAUCUACGAGGACCGGUGCAGCAGUGGCAGUUCCAGUAGUGGCAGUAGUAGCGGCAGCGGCAGCAGCAGCGCUGGCGGGGGCGGAGCGGGGGCCCGGUGACUGGCCGAGAGUCCCUGCAGGGAGGUGUAUGGCCGGAGCGAGGGGCUGGCAGAUCUGCGGAGGCUGCGCUACCAGAGCACCCGCUUCUGAGUCUUUCUCUGGGCCCACCCAGCCAUGUGGCGCGGGGAAGAGGGCAACUGUCCUCGGCCCGUUGCCCCUUGGCAGGAUCUUCCUCUUUCUGACCCUGGAGCCUU
Molecule: messenger RNA, 900 nt
Organism: Acomys russatus (golden spiny mouse)
Lineage: Eukaryota; Metazoa; Chordata; Mammalia; Rodentia; Muridae
Gene: Golga7b
Product: golgin A7 family member B
Exons: 5
Coding region: 203-706 (167 amino acids)
Biological process (GO): protein targeting to membrane; peptidyl-L-cysteine S-palmitoylation
Cellular component (GO): palmitoyltransferase complex
Source: RefSeq, a predicted model, not a curated record